AUGGCCGCCUACGAGACCCAGGGGAAUGAGGAUGCCUUCAAACCUUAUGACCAGUUUCUUCUCUUCGGAGACUCCAUCACCCAGAUGGCCUGCAACCAAGAGCGAGGGUUCGCAUUUCAUGCUGCACUCCAAGAAUCCUACAGUCGCAGAUUAGAUGUGAUCAACCGUGGCCUGGCUGGAUAUACAACCGCACAGGCUGUCAAAGUCUUUGAUCAAUUCUUCCCUUCUCCGCAGACCGCUAAUGUGCGGUUCAUGACUAUCUUCUUCGGUGCCAAUGAUGCCUGCGUGCCAACCCACAAUCAGCAUGUGCCCUUGGAUCAAUAUAAAGAAAACCUGAAGACGAUCAUUCAGCACCCAGCGACUCGUGCACAGAACCCGCAACUCAUUUUAAUCAGCCCACCUCCCGUCAACGAAUAUCAACUGGAGGAGUUUGACGCUGCAAAGGACACCCCGUUCCCCAGCAGAACCGCCAGCUUCACCAAGUUAUAUGCAGAGGCUGCAUGCGAAGUCGGUGCAUCACUCAAUAUCCCCGUGGUAGAUUUGUGGUCUGCCUUCAUGAAGCCCACUGGCUGGCAGGAGGGAGAACCUCUAAUUGGGGCUCGUGAUGUGCCGAGCAAUGACACCUUGGCUAGUCUUCUCACUGAUGGUCUGCAUCUUACUCCUGCCGGUAACCGCAUCGUCUAUGAUGAACUUAUGAAGGUCAUCCAGGCCAACUGGCCAGAUCAGACCCCGGAGACUCUUCCAAUGUGCGUUCUCUACCACGAAUCCUUGACAAGCCCAUUCACCUUCAUGCCCCAUCAGAUAAUCCGCAAGAUUUCAUUCUCAAUGGGUGGCUCACAAUGCCUGGACUUUUCGUGUGAAAGGAUCCGUAUGUCGCGCUCCAACACAUAUCUCAAGAAGCCCGACCUCCAAGGGGGGUUCUACAUCUACCAAUGCACCUACAAGGACCACACAGCAUGCACUAAAAUACUCCAGCCAAUCCAGAAAAAGGGCCUACAAACGAUCGGGUUGGAGUUCUGGGGCGAAGAAACCGCCCUGUUACAGAGCCAUCAACUCGUGGACCAUGAUGAUGCGAAGAAGUUCGAUGGCGCGACCUCGCGCAAGGUGCACGAUGACUUCAAGGAAGACUGA
Messenger RNA from Penicillium digitatum Pd1, 1131 nucleotides. Lineage: Eukaryota; Fungi; Ascomycota; Eurotiomycetes; Eurotiales; Aspergillaceae. The record is from RefSeq and is a predicted model, not a curated record.